UAUAUGUUGAAGUUGGUAUCUAUAGCAAUCAUAAACUUAACAUAAAGUGACGCAGUCGGAAAAAUUGAUAUUAUUUUCCCUGGGAUUUUUUUUACGUUUACACCGAUAGGCAUUACUACAGCAACAUGGCAGAAGCUAAUUUUCAGACCCCAAUUUACGUAACUGAUGAAAAUCAUAGACCAGGCUUUGUACAGGUUAUAUUAGAUAUACCUAAUCUGGAACCAAUCAAGAAAAAACAUCCAAAUGCUAAAAAUGCCAAUGUAAUUUAUGAAUUCCAUAAAAGAUCUAUGUGCAUCACAAUUAAUGGAAACAAAGGAAAGUUACUGAACAAAAAGUAUCAACUCAAUAUCAAAAAGCUACCAGGUGAUAUAGAAGAAAAUACUUCUCAUAUUAAGACUCAGCUAUAUUGCACCAUGAGAAGAGCUGUGAGAGAGCACUCACAACAUCCGUCUUCAGAAAUAGCAAAUGUUUGAGCAAGGGGCUGAUAACUUCUUCACCCAGCAAAACUGACAUGCUAGUGAAAUCAACCAAAGAUGACCCAGUAUGGCAUGAAAUGGCAAUAAUAUAAUAAUAAAUUAUUAUAUUUUAUAUAGAUUAUGUUCCUUCUAUAAUACUUCUUAACCCUAACACUCCUAUUCUCUCUCCUAUUCACCCUUUCACUCAUAGAGAUUCUUUUGUCUUGUAAGUGACAAGAUAAACUCCAUUAGCACUACUGGUGUCACAAAAAAGCAUCCAGAACACUCUCUAAAGUGGGUGGCUUUUUGGUCUUGUCAGUUAUAAGGUAAUCUCACUAGUGCUUGUGCUACAAAAAACAAUGCACCCAGUACACUUUGUAAAGUGUUUGUAUUAGGAAGAACAUCCAGCAACAGAAGCCUAUCAAAAUUAAGACAUUGGUGUGAUAUACAUAGCCCUCCAACACAUUGGAUCCUGCCAAACUAUCCUGCUCAUACCAGCAUGGAAACUGUAUGUAAAAAAAAUAUGAUGAUGGCAAAGCAGAGGAAGAGGAGGAGCAAAGUUUUCAUCAAUGAGUUAUGAAAACUGGAUCUUGAAGCUUAUGUUUUAUUGUGUAAUUGUAUAACAUUAAUGCAAAUAUUAGCAUGAAACUGCUGUUGAACAGGUUUAUUGUUUCUGGCCAGGAUAUUUUAUUCUAUAUUAUCUCAGUUCAUUUGGUUGUUUGGACUAUGUGUCAGAGCUUCUGGGAAAGUUACCUUUGAUAGUCUGGUAUUACCAUCUAGAGGAGAUGUGUUUCUCAUCCACUUCAUGUUACACUAUUUUGAAAGGUAAAAAUUAGUGGUUUUCGUUUGUGAAAAAAACAAAAAAAACAAUAAAAAUUUCGUGAAACUACUUAACAAUUCGUCUC
Messenger RNA from Octopus sinensis (East Asian common octopus), 1360 nucleotides. RefSeq lists its product as uncharacterized. The record is from RefSeq and is a predicted model, not a curated record. The transcript is spliced from 4 exons. Bases 126 to 473 code for a protein of 115 amino acids. NCBI's taxonomy places the organism in Eukaryota, Metazoa, Mollusca, Cephalopoda, Octopoda, Octopodidae.